GAGAUAAGAGAAUCAUGUUACAACAAAUAAGAUAAAAAAAGUCGAAAUCUUCCACAAAAGAACCAUCGACUCAGUUGUUGAUGUAAACAGCUGACCGACAUGGCUGACGUGGAUAGCAGCAAACUCGAGAUGCCGGACUUUGUGGAUCCGGGGGGCUAUGGGGAGGUGUCUGGCGAAAUCACUAUCCCCGGCACCGUAGGCAAGGCACAAGCCGACGAAUAUAACACAUUGGAUGAACCCGUCAGAGAAACUAUUCAGAAGGGCAAAGAGACAAGCACUGGGGAGUCUGAGCCUCGGCAAUACAACACACUAGAGGAGCCAGUCAGUGUCACCAUUAUGCGAGACCUCAGGGCAGUUGGCACAAAAUUCUAUCAUGUACUUUAUCCUAAGGAAAAAAAGGCUUUAUUAAAGGAAUGGGAUCUUUGGGGCCCUCUGAUACUCUGCACAUUUCUUGCCAUGAUGGUCCAAGGCUCAGAAGAUGCUGAUAGCGGUGAUGGAGGGCCAGAGUUCGCACAAGUGUUUGUCAUCGUGUGGGUCGGUGCAGCAGUCGUCACUAUGAACACUAAGCUCCUAGGAGGGACCAUAUCCUUCUUCCAGUCUGUGUGUGUCCUGGGCUACUGCCUCUUGCCAUGCUGCGGUUCCCUCAUCCUAUGUCGCCUCAUUCUCAUCGCCACGCAGAACAAGCUCCUUUUCAUCCUCAGAUUCAUCGUCACAGUCAUCGGUUUUGUCUGGGCAACAUUUGCGGCAAUGGUAUUCCUAGGUGACAGCCAGCCCAGUACGAGGAAGGCCCUGGCCGUGUACCCCAUCCUGCUCUUCUACUUUGUGAUAUCAUGGCUAAUCUUGUCGCACACAAAUGUCUGAGGGUCCAUGUGGUUUUUAUUUGAGGUCUUUUGCUAGCUGGAGAGGUGUAUGUAGUGUUAGGAUUGUUAUAGAUUUUUUUUUUUUCCUCCUUUUUUUCUCUCUAUAUAUGUGGGUAGCAUGAAUGAUGUGAGAAUUCAAGAGGACGGUCAUUGGGUGGGAGUCAGAGAAGGAGACAAAUCUCUCUCUGGCU
Messenger RNA from Penaeus indicus, 1051 nucleotides. RefSeq names its product protein YIPF6-like. Lineage: Eukaryota; Metazoa; Arthropoda; Malacostraca; Decapoda; Penaeidae. The transcript has 8 exons. Gene Ontology annotation, biological process: endoplasmic reticulum to Golgi vesicle-mediated transport. The record is from RefSeq and is a predicted model, not a curated record. The coding region runs from base 100 to 861 and encodes 253 amino acids. Gene Ontology annotation, cellular component: membrane; trans-Golgi network.